GAAAGGACAAUGAGAGGUAAGGACCCAGUCGAGCAGAGGAGAGCUAGGGGUGAAAUAUCUUGCGCCGAGUGCCGCAGACAUAAACUAAAAUGCGAUAAGGCGAUUCCUUGCAGUUCUUGCGUCCGGAAAGGAUGUCAAUCUAUAUGCCCAAACGGAACUCUCGCACCUGGUCAGGGCUCUCGGCUUGGCGCUGCAGAAGCUGGUGCAUUCAAAGACAAGAUCUCGACUAUGGCAAAGCGAAUACAACAACUCGAAGAUGCGCUUCAAAUAUCGCACAGCUCCGUCUUUUCUUCGCAGCACCCGCUGCUUGCAGAAGACCUUCUAGCAAUAAAAAAUGCCACCACCCAGCAAGGUCCGCCGGAGAAGGAGGACCUUGUCGGGGUGGACUUUCUAGACCAUUUUGGAACAUUGACGGUUACCGACAAAGGGACGGAGACAUACGUUGGGGGCGCCGACGCACUACUUAUUCGACAUCUGGGUGUGCCAGACAUGUUGUCGAUGAUGGACUCGAGUUUGAAACUCCCAGCGUCUGUCUCAUACCUCAGCAGGACGUUCCCGUUCACUCCACUCUUCUUACCCGCACAGGAAAUACAGGCAUAUAUUGAAGAGAAACUUCCCUCGUAUCUCCGCGCAUCUUCCCUCGUUGAAGCCUACCUCGAAAAUCUAUCAUGGUUCUUCCGACCAGUAGAUCGCGAACAAAUUACCGAAGAGCUAAUUCCUGAUAUCUAUCGACGGCGGCGACAGACUCCCGGCUCAGAUCAAAGUAGCCCUGGUUCAUCUGAGAGUAGCGUAUCGAGCGCCUCAUCUGCGAUAGACCCACAUGCUCUGGCACUGCUGCUUGCUGUCUUCGCAUGCGGCGCAACAGCAGAUCUAACGCUUCCUCCGUGGAACGACGAAGCAGAUUUGUACUAUCACCUCGCUCGAACGGCGCUUAGUCUCAAGCCCGUUUUCGAAGGUGCUAGUCUUCACGCCGUUCAAGCGAUAGCUCUGUUAGGUUCAUAUGAAUUAUUUUCGUGUCGCAAGGGAGAUCUUGAGGGGACAUGGAAAAUGAUGUCGUUCGCUCUGUCACUUGCAGCAAGUAUCGGUCUAAACCGUGAUCCGGCUCACUUCAACCUUUCGCCGAAACUCAUUCAACGAAGGAGACGUGUGUUCUGGGAACUAUAUUCGGUUGACGUGUGGAAAAGUCUUGGUCCCGGACGACCUGCAACAUUCAGCCCUGCUGUCGUUGAUUGUGAAUUCCCGGACGAUUCGGACGUUGUUAAUACGCAGUGUGAGGCAGAGGGAGAAGAUUCAAUAUGGAGGCUGCGUCAUAGAUAUGUCAAAGAGAUAUUGACUGACGUUGUUAGUAAGCUCGGUACGCUUCGCCCUGUAAAGUACUCCGAAAUAUUGGCUUUGGACCAGAGGAUACGUGCAUUUGGUCCGAGUAAAGGUCCAAUACUCUCAUACCCGCAGGGAUAUGAUAGUACAGGAAUGCGAGGAUUAUGUUGCGCUGAGAUUAAUCUCCUUAGAGACAUGGUUCUAAUGCUUAUUCAUCGCCAUUUCUUUGCUCGUGCGUUGAUCGAACAUCCAGAUAAUCCAAUGCGCUCUCAAUUCGCGCCGUCAUUCCUCUCCACGUAUCGCAGCGCGACAACGUUGCUACGUGUUACUCGCACUCAGUUCGACUUAAACCCACACUGCGUUAUGCGGGUCUGGCCUAUCUGGGCUCACGCAUUACACGGAGCCACGAUGCUCGGCUCCAUUGCUGCAAAUGGAUCGGAGUCCGCACUUGCACCGCAGGCAUAUGUGGAGUUCAACCUCGCCGUUGAGAUGUUCCUAAAAGCACAGGUACAUCCUUUCGUCAAAAGUGCAUUGGCUAUUUUACUCACCCUGCGAGAACAAGCACAACAAGCACUGUUGAGACACGGGCAUCUCGUCCCAUCACAGAUCAUCUCUAGCCCUGCCUUCAGCUCAGGUUCUGAAGAAGAAAACAAAGAGUUUCCUAGUGAUGGAAAGAAGGCCUUAGGAAAUUUUAAAGCUGAUUCCGCUCCUGAACCAAUACAUCGGGUUAAUAUCUUGCAAGAUCCGGAGAUUGCUGCGAAGUCGCCGCCUUCGCGCUCGUCUCCAUCGUUUGUAUCCGGGCCAUCAAUUACCGGUGUGAAUGCGCAGCACUCACAGGAACACUCUGGCGCCUUGGCCUUCGGAACAAUUACAGAACAGACGUGGACCGCGGAUAGGACAAACACAACGCAGAACAAGCGCGACAGUUCGGGAUAUCAACACCCUGAUCAGACUGGUCGUGUUGAUGCUUCUAACCGAGAACGCGAACCAAAUACGAGCGCAUUUACUAGCGGUUCGCUCAUGCAAGUUGACCAAACUACCUACAAUCCAACGAAUUUGCGAGAGCAGGCUUUUAGCCCUUCCCAAUUCUCUUCCAUUAGAUCACCCAGUGGAUUGGAUGUGUUCAGCGCGUUCACCAACUUUCCUGACAUGCUCGUCGACAAUGUCGGCCCGUCAAACUCAGCCUCUCCUUCGACGUUUCCGCCUGCACAACCACCAACUCACGUUCAACCUCGUCAAAAUCCUACUGUGCAACCUCGACAACCAACAUUCGGCGACCCCCUAGUCUACGACACCUCCGCCUCCUUUCCCUUUCCAAACACAGUCAACCUCCCGCCCUUUCCUCGCCUCUCGCCACAGAGCGCAUUCACCUCCGACUUCGAUGUAAGCUUCGACAUGCGUUCCUCAACAGGCGAAGAGAGUGUAUUGCCAAUGUUACCUGAGGAUAUGGAGGCGUGGCGGAGUUUGUUCCAGGACUCGAGGUUCUUUGGGAUAGUGGGGAACGCGAGCGAGACUAGUGGUAUUUGUGUCGGUGAAAGUGCUGGCGUGACAGGUGGAGGUGGUGAAACUUAACACUGCUGGUCGGACGGCGUAGGAUGUGCGGAGGUUUUGCACAAUAUGAAUGUCUCAAUUUUGAUUUCUGCACCUAAUUCGGGUCCGUCAUUUUGUGAUUUACCCUUCGGUUCUGAUUUUUUGUCGUAAGAUUUCUUUUCGGCCUCUGCCUUCCUUUCAACAGAGGGCGUUUAUUUCUCCGUCUUGGUUUAAUUUGUAGUCUGACCUCUGGUGGUUUCAAUGAGCUUUCUAUAUUUUUGCUUUGGCUUGCAUGUGUAUGUACGAUAUGAGCGUAGCUAUCACUGUAGCUAUAUCCCAGUUCCGUAUCACUGUUUUUUUCUGUUCACUACAAGUAAUUGGAUAUCGUAACCUCUAACGCC
Molecule: messenger RNA, 3248 nt
Organism: Fomitiporia mediterranea MF3/22
Lineage: Eukaryota; Fungi; Basidiomycota; Agaricomycetes; Hymenochaetales; Hymenochaetaceae
Exons: 12
Coding region: 10-2889 (959 amino acids)
Biological process (GO): DNA-templated transcription; regulation of DNA-templated transcription
Molecular function (GO): DNA-binding transcription factor activity, RNA polymerase II-specific; DNA binding; zinc ion binding
Source: RefSeq, a predicted model, not a curated record